CUCAGCCGCCUCUGUUUUUAUUUUGCAAGCUGGUACACGCCAAAGCUCCUUCAUCAAGUAUAAUCAUCGUGUGCCACUCAUUUCUACCGGUUUUCUUUCAUCUGGGUUGAUUCUUUCUCUGAAUCAGGAACUGGAUCUUUAUCAUUUUCUCAGAUAAGCUUCACAAGAUCAAUCUUAUGGAUUGGUAUUUUGGGAGUGGGAUCAAUGAGCUUGUUGUCCCCAAAUACCAAGAAUUAUCAGAUAGGCUUCCUUCACCAGACAGCUGGUCAAAAUGGGGAAUAGGCGCAUUCAGGUCACCUAACAAAUGCUUUGUCAUGGAUUCAAACUUGAAGGAACAAGAACUCGAUUUGGAUGCUAACAGUUUAUGCAACGAAGUUGAGUUGGAUGCUUUCCAUGAUAAAGAUCAGUCCAGUGGUUCAAGCAUAUGUGAGGGAUUGUCGGAGAAGUAUUUUCAACGGAGAUCACCUUCAGAUGAUCGGCCCGACUCCAAGCUUGACGACUUAGCAGGAUUCGAACAGAUGAAUGACAUUUUCUUGAGUUCCUUACUUGAAGAUCUGCCAGAUACGGAAACUAUAGAUGAGUCAUUUUACUUUUCUCCUGUAUCCCAAUGUGGUGUGAUGCCGGGAGACAAUCUAGAUUCACAGUGUGUGCGGACGGAUGCUAAUGAUACCGUGGGAAGGCCAAUGCAUCUCAAAAGAAACACCUUUUCUUCAUUAAUGGGGUGGGAUAAUCGAGACACAACUGCUUUACAGUUUCUUCCAUGCAACUCAGAUCAAAUAGACUGUCCACCUGUAAAGGGGCCAUUUGGAGAAGACAAGGUCUCUUGUGAGCAGCACAGCAUGACUGGAAAUUUUGGUAAGGAAACGUCACCCGAAGAAUGUGUAUUGCAGGAGCUUGAGAUGGUGAUGGCACAGUUGACGGAGAAGACCCGGAUCUGUUUUCGAGAUGCCUUGUAUCGCCUUGCGAAGAACUCAAAACAGCACGACAUGGCAACGGAGAGGGAGGCUGGAUAUGUUGACAUGGAAAAGCCCCCUCCAUGGACACCCCAUGAUAUGACAAUGAGGACUGGAGGUAAGAAAGCAAUGGAAUCUGAGACUAAUGCAAUUGACCGAGCCAUUGCAAACCUCAUGUUUAAUGAACUGAACUUCAGUACAAGUGAACAUUCCAGUGCAGCAUCAGUAAACUCCAGUGGAGGAGUUGUUGGAGAUAACGCACCACCAGUAAACUCCAAGCAAAAUGUCGCCAGAUCUACCAGACCAACGAAUUACAGCUUGAAUCAACCCAAAAUCCGACAUGUUCCACUCCAAUCAAUUUCACCAGAUGAUGCUGAAGUUCCAAAACUUGCUCAAACAGACCUGCUGCAAGCAACGAAUUUACACACAGAUUUCUCAAGAAACACUACAGAGUAUACUGAAAAGAUAUAAAUAAGCCUACUAAACAAAUGCUGCAAGGAAGGGAAAUCUUUCAUACUGGAGUUUGGUUAUUUGACAUGAUGGGGAAGGCGAUCUGCUUGUAGAUUGUCACGAAAUCAGACCUUUGUGUAGCAAGAGAGCAUGAAACCAAUUCUAUAAUUUGCGUUUUACGGUUUGCAUGUAUAUAUACAUAUAGCAAUAUACCCUUUAUAGUUAAUUUGUGCACUGCAAGAUAGUCAAGGUCUUAUUGUACCAGCCCUAGCAUACUGAUGUAAUUAGUGUAAUAUGAUGACUGCUACAACAGCAUCUUAUAUUAACCCCCGACAUAAGAACAUUACUAAUGUUGCUUUGA
Molecule: messenger RNA, 1764 nt
Organism: Carya illinoinensis
Lineage: Eukaryota; Viridiplantae; Streptophyta; Magnoliopsida; Fagales; Juglandaceae
Product: protein LNK3
Exons: 6
Coding region: 177-1424 (415 amino acids)
Biological process (GO): circadian rhythm; regulation of DNA-templated transcription
Source: RefSeq, a predicted model, not a curated record